AUGGGCGAAGGAGGCUUGGCCCGACUCUUCCCGAAACGGGCGCUUUGCCGCUUCGCGCCGAGGACGUAUAGGCCCCUGGGCAGCGCGGAGCCCGAGGAGGAGGAGGAGGAGGAGUGCGAGCUGCGAAUAAUUGAGCACGAGAAGGAAGUGGCCGCUCUGCCACCCAAAGAUGCCUGUAAAUGCCAGAAGGAAGACUUGGCGAAAGCCUUAAACGUUGAUUUACAGACUGGACUGUCUGAGUUUUCUGUGCUGCAACGCAGGUUAAGACAUGGCUGGAAUGAAUUUUUGAUAGAUAACGCAGAGCCGAUAUGGAAGAAAUACCUAGACCAGUUUAAAAAUCCACUCAUUCUUCUGCUGCUGGCCUCCGCUCUGGUAAGCGUGAUCACGAGGGAAUACGAGGACGCCGUGAGCAUUGCGAUGGCUGUGCUCAUCGUGGUCACCGUGGCCUUCAUCCAGGAGUAUCGCUCCGAAAAGUCGCUGGAGGAGCUGAACAAGCUGGUGCCCCCCGAAUGCAACUGCCUAAGGGAAGGAAAACUGCAGCACCUUCUAGCACGGGAGCUUGUGCCUGGAGAUAUCAUAUACCUUUCUGUGGGAGACAGGGUUCCUGCAGACCUCAGACUCAUAGAGGUUACAGAUCUGCUGGUAGAUGAAUCCAGUUUUACAGGAGAAGCUGAGCCUUGCAACAAGACUGACAGCGUAGUGCUGGAAGCUGGAGACAUGACAACGCUGAGCAAUGUUGUUUUCAUGGGAACACUGGUGCGAUAUGGGAAGGGGAAAGGGGUAGUUAUUGGGACAGGUGAAAAUUCACAGUUUGGCGAGGUGUUUAAAAUGAUGCAAGCUGAAGAGACUCCCAAAACUCCUCUCCAGAAAAGCAUGGAUAGGCUGGGGAAACAACUCACUCUUUUCUCCUUCGGCAUAAUUGGUUUAAUAAUGCUUAUUGGCUGGUUACAAGGGAAGCCUCUUCUCAGCAUGUUCACGAUUGGAGUUAGCCUGGCGGUGGCUGCCAUCCCUGAGGGCCUUCCCAUCGUGGUCACUGUAACGUUGGUGCUGGGCGUUCUCCGGAUGGCCAAGAAAAGAGUGAUUGUGAAGAAGCUUCCCAUAGUAGAAACCUUAGGUUGCUGCAAUGUCAUCUGCUCCGAUAAGACAGGUACUCUGACAGCCAACGAGAUGACAGUGACUCAGCUCGUAACCUCAGAUGGGUUCCAGGCAGAGGUUAGUGGGGUGGGCUAUAAUGGAGAAGGAAAUGUUUAUCUUUUGCCAUCAAGGGAGGUUCUUAAGGAUUUUUCCAAUGUCUCAGUUGGGAAAUUAGUGGAGGCUGGCAGCGUAGUUAAUAAUGCCAUUAUCAGGAAAAAUAACCUGAUUGGACAGCCCACCGAAGGAGCGCUCAUUGCCCUUGCAAUGAAGAUGGAAUUAACUGACAUAAAAGAUAUUUAUAUAAGAAAGAAGGAAAUUCCAUUUAGCUCCGAACAAAAGUGGAUGGCUGUAAAGUGCAUGCUGAAAAAUCAGGAUCAGGAAGAUAUUUACUUUAUGAAGGGAGCAUUUGAAGAAGUCAUUCGAUAUUGUACUAUGUAUAACAGUGGUGGCAUUUCAUUAUCACUUACACCCCAGCAGAAAGCCUUCUACCAGCAGGAAGAGAAAAGAAUGGGAUCCUCAGGUCUACGGGUACUUGCUUUGGCUUCAGGUCCAGAACUGGGCAGACUAACAUUUUUAGGUCUGGUUGGAAUAAUUGAUCCUCCAAGGGCUGGAGUGAAAGAAGCUGUUCAAGUCCUUUUUGAGUCUGGUGUAUCAGUGAAGAUGAUUACUGGAGAUGCUCUGGAAACUGCUGUGGCUAUAGGACAGAAUAUCGGUCUCUGCAAUGGGAAGCUUAAAGCCAUGUCUGGGGAAGAGCUCGAUCAACUGGCAGAUUCAGAGCUGGCAUCCACUAUCAAGAAUGUUUCCAUCUUCUUCAGAACAAGUCCAAAGCACAAACUACAAAUCAUAAAGGCUUUGCAAAAGGCUGGUGCUGUUGUGUCGAUGACAGGAGAUGGUGUUAAUGAUGCUGUGGCUCUUAAGUCUGCUGAUAUCGGCAUUGCAAUGGGACAAGCAGGUACAGACGUCAGCAAAGAGGCUGCCAACAUGAUCCUUGUGGACGAUGACUUCUCAACAGUAAUGAAUGCAAUAGAAGAGGGAAAGGGAAUAUUUUACAAUAUAAAAAAUUUUGUGCGGUUCCAGCUUAGCACGAGUAUUUCAGCUUUGAGCCUAAUUACUCUGUCUACAGUGCUCAAUCUACCAAAUCCACUGAAUGCUAUGCAGAUCUUAUGGAUUAACAUCAUCAUGGAUGGGCCUCCAGCCCAGAGUUUGGGAGUUGAACCUGUUGAUAAGGAUACUAUCAAACAGCCCCCUCGAUGUAUUACGGACACCAUACUCAGCAAAUCAUUGAUCCUGAAAAUCUUCAUGUCAGCUAUAAUUAUCAUCAGUGGAACCCUCUUUGUCUUCUGGAAAGAGAAUCCCAAAAGUGGCAUAACUCCCCGGACCACAACAAUGACUUUUACGUGUUUUGUGUUUUUUGACCUCUUCAAUGCCCUGACAUGCCGCUCUCAGACAAAGCUGGUAUCUGAGAUAGGCUUUUUUCGAAACCGCAUGUUCUUGUAUUCUGUGCUUGGGUCAUUUUUGGGACAGCUGGCUGUUAUAUACAUCCCUCCAUUACAGAAGAUCUUCCAGACGGAGAAUUUAGGAGUGUUAGACCUGCUGUUUCUCACUGGACUGGCUUCAUCGGUUUUCAUUGUGUCUGAGCUCGUCAAACUCUGUGAAAAGCGCUGCUGCCGACCAGAGCGUACGACAGGAGAUCAAAAGUGAGUGCAACGAUGCAGGCUUCCUCGGAGGAGAUACUUGGAAUGGAGGCAUGAUGCUUCCUAAUUCAAAUGCACCAUUUUCUGAUGAUGCACAUCCCUUCUGAAGAUGUUCAGGUGAAUCUGUGCGGACAGUCUUUCCUGCUCCGGAGUCUGUUUCUGUUACAUGCUCUACCUAAGCUAUUUGAGCUGUCUGCAGGGACCUCAGGAGCUGCUCCUGUUUAAACCAAGAUCAUGUACAUUUUUAUAAAACUCUGAUCUAUAUGUCAAGAAUGGAGUGAUAGCACCAGCUAAAACAAUGCAGUUUCAUACCUGUACAGAAAAAUCUACUGUGCAUAAACUGAAAUUUUAUU
Molecule: messenger RNA, 3181 nt
Organism: Rhea pennata
Lineage: Eukaryota; Metazoa; Chordata; Aves; Rheiformes; Rheidae
Gene: ATP2C2
Product: ATPase secretory pathway Ca2+ transporting 2
Exons: 27
Coding region: 1-2835 (944 amino acids)
Biological process (GO): calcium ion transmembrane transport; manganese ion transport; intracellular calcium ion homeostasis
Cellular component (GO): Golgi membrane; endoplasmic reticulum; plasma membrane
Molecular function (GO): ATP binding; P-type calcium transporter activity; ATP hydrolysis activity
Source: RefSeq, a predicted model, not a curated record